Neohortaea acidophila is the source of this 945-nucleotide messenger RNA. Its product is annotated as putative ubiE/COQ5 methyltransferase. Gene Ontology annotation, molecular function: methyltransferase activity. Lineage: Eukaryota; Fungi; Ascomycota; Dothideomycetes; Mycosphaerellales; Teratosphaeriaceae. The transcript has a single exon. The record is from RefSeq and is a predicted model, not a curated record. Bases 67 to 876 code for a protein of 269 amino acids.
UUAUCUCCCCACAGAAACUCUCCGCGGCAGUUCAAACACAACCCAAAACUCAUACUACACGGAAAAAUGCCAUCAACCUACACCCAAGGCUACGACGCCGCCACUCUCGCAUCGCACCAAUCCCGCUCCGCGGAGGCGCAGGCAGAUUACUUGAUCCCGCACAUCAAACCGCACUUCCGCAUCCUCGACAUCGGCUGCGGGCCCGGGACGAUAACCUGCGACUUCGCCAAGUACGUGCCGCAGGGGAGCGUGACGGGCGUGGACUUUAGCGAAGAAGUGCUUGCGCAGGCGCGCGCGGAAGCCGAGCGGAGAGGCGUGGGCACGACCAUCCACUUCCAGCCCGCGAGCGCGCUCGAGUUACCGUUUGAGGAGGGGAGUUUCGACGUCGUGCAUUGCCAUGCUUUGCUCGUGCAUGUCCCCCACGCCGCCGAGGCGGUGAAGGAGAUGCGGAGAGUAUGUAAGACUGGAGGCAUUGUAGCCGCACGAGAGCCAGUCUGGGACACGACGGUGAUCCAUCCGCAUAACCCACUUUUAGAGAAGUGGAAAGUAGUCGGUGCACGACUGAAAGUAUUAGAGAGCGCAGAACCGGACGCCGGAAAGUACUUGGCGGAAUGGGCGAUUGCGGCGGGCUUCGAGUGGGACAAGGUCAAGGUGUCGUGCAAUGUGCUGGAGUACUCCGGAUCUUCGGCGCAAUGGUGGGGGGAGUUGACUGCGAAGAGGGCGCGGAGCGAGCUGUAUGCGCGAGCCAUCAAGGCAGAGCUGAUGACUGAGGAGGAGGUUGAGCAGGUCGCUGCUGCUUAUGCGGCUUGGGGGAGGAAUCUCAGAGGUGGGCCGAUCUGGGCGAUGAUGCAUAUGAGGUUGCUGGCGGUGAAGUAGAGAUGGUAGUUGUUGGAUAAUGCCUCGUUGAUACGAUGAUAGUUACCUGCAGUACGAUUUCAAAGGGUU